CCAUUUUACUUGCAUCGAUGCAAGAUAUAGCGCGCUAUAUUUUGUCCUCUCUCGCUCGAAUCUACGCCUGUUCCGAUUUCGAAAUAAUCCUCUCUUUCUCUUUCGCCGCACUUGAACGAUUCCUCUCUCACGCUCUACCUCUCUCUCUCUAUCUCUCUCUUUUAAAUCUCGCGCGUCCGUCUUCGUCGCACGCGCGCGCCCCCUCCCGGCGCGCUCCCCUACUCCGUACUCCAAACCGGCGCUCGCUUCAGUCUACUCUGAGUCGCCGCGCGCAGUGGUCGGAAGUUUCUUCGCCGGUUUCGAAUCGUGCUACGUCGCCCGUUUGUGCAUUUUUAUCUCUAUACGCGAUACGGGACCCGCGUGCGAUAAAGAGACGCGAUUCUCGGCCUUGGAAAUUCGUGUGAGAAACGAUCGCGACGAAACGAACGACGAUGAUGACGGAUCCGCGGGGGUGAUGAUCUGGCAUCGCGUUCCGCGCGAGUGCAUUGCUCUCGAUCCGGCGAAGAAACGAGAAUCGGCAGUGACGAGUGUCGCGCGUUCGAUCGUUCUUGUACAUCGUUGUUGAUUGUGACUGUUUUCCUCGGCGCCGCCUCUGUCAUUACAUCGCAUUACUGCGCAUUACAGCCCUGCCACGUAUACACGGAUACGCGGGAUCGUCAGGAUCAUCAUCAACGGACAGGACGGAGUCGCCGGACAUGGACUUCGUAAUAUUGAAGGUGAACGGACAAGACGUUUCCAAUUCUAGUCACGAGGAUGCUGUACGUUGCUUUCAAUCGGCUCAGGAGCCAAUUAUCGUCGAAGUUCUUCGACGACAACCUGGCAAGCAUCAACAGGUUCCUCACACACCCUCCAAGGAACACGAAAGGAUCACAUGUCAGGAUAAGAAUGAGGGAACGACGAACGGGAAGGGUCCGAUAGACGAGCGUCCGUGCACCGACGAUGUCAAAAAGGACACGGCGUGUCCUUUGGUGUCGACUGCGGUCCAAACGGACUGGGCUGGUCUUAUGGAGGAGGAGGAAGAGUUGUUGCCGGUUCCCCUCGUGGUCGAGGAACAAGCGAAUGAUAGUUUCGAGGACUUUCUCGCUCAUGACAUCGACUUUGAGGAGGUGACGUUGCGGAAAAGCGGAAGUGCCGAGAAGCUCGGACUGACCGUGUGCUAUAGCUCCGGUUCCGGUAGCGAGGACGCUGACACAGAGGUUUAUAUCUCGGAAAUAGUUCCUGAAAGUCUUGCAGCCCGGGACGGUCGGUUGCGAGAAGGAGAUCAAAUCUUGCGGGUCAACGGCAGGGACGUCGCGAAUAAGGAGCAAACCGAGAACUUGUUCGCGGAGACAAAAACUGCAGUGACAAUUCUCGUCAGCCGAUGUGUAUAUCAAGACGACGAAUACGAUGACAGGCGCAUCUAUCACCAAGGAUCGCCGCCGCUUUCACCUGAGAAUCUACCAGCGUAUCAGAACAGCAUGAUCGAGCAGCUGAUCCGUCAACAACAGCAGCAAACGGAGGAACGUACCAAAGAAACCGAAAUAAACAACUGCACCUUAAAAGCGGCUCCACCUAUACCUUCUCACACACAGCAACAGCAGCAACAGCAACAGCAACAGCCCAUCUUCUCCACAAACUCCUCGUCCACAUGUUCGUCACAAAAUUCACAAAACUCGCAAAAGUCAAGCGGCAAGAAUGCGACUUCGCCGGCGCAUCAUACGGAGGAACGUAGCAAGCAAUGGAUGCAGGACUCGUUGAAGGAUUGCUCCAAGAGGCUCGAGGGUAUCUCACUACGCAGCCAACAACCUGGACCGCCACCGCCGCCGCCAACAGUGUCGGCACCGCCGACAGUGAAGCUCGUCGAAGCUUACUCGAGCCAUGUCUGGAGCGACACAGAACACAUCUAUGAGACGAUACCAGAGUCGGACAGCGAGCCAAUUUACUCAUCGCCAUACGAACAUCACCAGCAUUGGACGCAGCAGUCGAACCACGUGACGACACAAUUGCAGCACAGCAGUGGCGCGACACAGAAUCACCUGUCUGCCAGCGGUCAGCAGAAUCAAAAGUGGUCCUCUUCAAAGAGCAAUAGUUCCGGCGAGGAGAAGGACAGCUCGAGCGCGUACAACACUGGCGAAUCCUGUCAUAGCAAUCCUCUGACUUUGGAGCUUCAGCAGGGCGAGAGAGAUCAUCACAAGAGUACGUUGGUGUUGUGUCCACCGCCGAAGACACCGCAGCAGCAACAGAAGCUGGGCUGCAAUUGUCCCAUGCCGGUGACGCCGACCGCGACAACCGCAACGAUCAGGCAAUCGUCGAAGAAUCAGAGUGUGAGAAAGAGCUCGUCAUCGUCCUCGCAUCAUCACAAAGAUCGUAACGAACUGUCGAUGAACGCCAACACGCUGCCAGCCGAUACCAUGUAUACGAACGUGGCAAAUCUGCAACAGACAAUGAUGUUGCAGCAGCAGCUGUUCAAGCAGGCGCUCAAUCGAAAGAACUCUACGACGUCUAAGGAGAUAUCAGCGGGUGGUGCGAGAAAGUCCAAGUCGCACGGCAACUUCCAAGCGCCGAAUCUCACGCAGUACCAAUUUGUCGGCAGUCAGCAGGUGUGCACGUCCACAUGGACACCGCCGGAGGACAAAGGCGAGGUGCAGAUGGAGUGGAAAGUGAAGAGAAGAGCGGAUGGGACGAGGUACAUCGCCAGAAGACCUGUGAGAAAUCGGAUACUACGGAAUAGGGCGAUCAAGAUAUGCGAGGAGAGGGCUGGUCACACCACGGAGGACGAUGCCAUGUCGGAGAUGAAGGUGAGCGUCGCUACGAUUGAUACGGAUCAGGUCGGACGAUAUUGGAGCAAGGAGGAGCGCAAACGACAGCUGGAACGUGCGCGCGAACGCAAGCAACGUCAGCAGGAACUGAUGCUGCAACAGCAACAGCAACAAAUGCAACAAACCAACGAUCUACUGAUAUGCGAACAUACAGAGGACAAAGGGUCGAAGAAGCCGUUAAGCAUCGUGGAGCUCAGUCACAAGAAAAUGGCGCGUAAAAAGAAUACCCUGGACGACUUCACCACCGUGCAAGAAAUGUUGGUUCACGGAAACAGGGUGGGAGCAAGCGGUCCCGGGACGGGGGGAAAAUUAAUGGGUCUACUGUCGGUUACCACGGUAUAAGCAAACUCGCUCUGUCUUUAGUUCGUUCCAAGUCAAUCGUUGGUCGCGCAGAAACAUAGUAACGCGCAAAGAUAUAUUUUUAAUGACUUUUAUAUAGUACGAUGAAAAUUGAUAACUGAAAUAUUUUACCGCAUAUAACACUUAUCCCGAAUUAUCUACGUGAUACUACUUAUGCGUCUAUUUUAUAUAAUUCGCGUGAAUAUAAUUGCUCGCAUCACGCGGAGGUAAUGUCAAAAAUAUAGACAUUUGUUGGAAUAAUCCAUACGAGAUUAUUUGCGCUCGAUACACAAACACAUUUAUUCAAGCGUACAAACUUCAUUGGACGAUUCGCGUUGUGCAGUUUUUGUAAUAUAUAUGCUAGCAAAUAUAUAUGCAUGUUACGUCUUGAUUCUUCAAUGCGAAUAGAAAAUAAUUUAACGUUGAUUAUAUAAAAACAAUGAAGAUAUUUAUUUUCAAUUUUCUGCUGGAUAUGCAGAGCAUACGAGGCGUUCAAUAAUUUUUGUGAUUUUUAUAGAAAAAAUAAAAUGCGCGCAAAGAAAGGACACGUUAAAAAGUAUUGUAAUAAAACGGAGAAACUUAAAUUUAUGUCGCAAAAAUUUAUGUAGACAUGUGUGGAGUUUAUACAGCAUGUUCGCUCUAAUUAAUCUUGUAAAUACUUACGACGUAAACAUGUAGAUUAUUUUAUACACAUGACAAAAAUAUUCAACAGAGCAGAGACAUCGGUAAUUAUAGAUUUGUAGAUAUGUAUGAUAAGCGACAUAUUAACGUAAUACGUAUCAAUAUUAUCAUUUUGCUUUAUACGUUGAUAUAGAAAUCUCUCACGGCAGGGCAAUGUAUAUCCGGAGGACCAUCGCCUUAACGUCGAUUCCAUUGUUGUUGUCUUAUUUUCAUGGACAUCGAAUGGUAUGUUUAAAAAAAAAAAACGAUAUAUAUGACGGCAACAGAGCGUUACCUUUUCGUCUGUUUACAGAUUAUAGCAUGUAAACGCUGUUUUGCGUAAUUUUUACAUGAUUUUUGUAAAGCAUCUAGAGAAUGAACGAAAUAUGUGAAAGAUACGUAAGAUCGAAAUCUGGGAUAUCUCGUAUAAAUGUAAAGCUGUGUUUUAUUCUUGUGUAUACACCGAACCGUGCGAUUAUUAUUUUUGUAUUUCCUCCCCCACUCCCCCCUCUGCAGAAAAUCAAAUACUAGAAUCCCAUACUGCCAAUGUCCAUACUGCCCUGUGACUCUAUAUAUGUAUUCUAAAAUAUGUAUGUGUAUAUACAUGCAUAUGUGGAGAAAGAGAAUAAUUUAAUGGGUGUGAAUCAAAUGCUUCGAUAAAAUCAUUAUCGCGUACUUUCUGACGAGAAUUCGCUGCAUAAUAUUUGCGAUACGCGCAUCAGGAAAAUGAUAUGAUUAGAUACUAUUAAAACAUAAUAUUGUAGAAAAAGUAUGCUGUAUGAUCUAGGUUACAUAUAAACGAUUGCGCGUAUGUAUGCUGUCUUUUGUAUGUAGAUGCGAUGUUAAUGAUUCUAAGAAUAUGUGUAAUGUAAAUAAAACCCAAAUAUAAAAUAUAGUAUUAAUAUAUGCA
Messenger RNA from Camponotus floridanus (Florida carpenter ant), 4707 nucleotides. RefSeq names its product PDZ domain-containing protein 4 (gene Slip1). Gene Ontology annotation, molecular function: protein binding. The coding region runs from base 696 to 3140 and encodes 814 amino acids. NCBI's taxonomy places the organism in Eukaryota, Metazoa, Arthropoda, Insecta, Hymenoptera, Formicidae. The transcript has 7 exons. The record is from RefSeq and is a predicted model, not a curated record.